AUGUCGGGUAACAUUGCCUUCGGCCGGUUCGAUGACUCCUUCAGCGCGGCCUCCCUAAAGGCCUACGUGGCCGAGUUCAUCUCCACCCUCGUCUUCGUCUUCGCCGGCGUCGGUUCCGCCAUCGCAUACACCAAGUUGACGGGUGGCGCGCCGCUUGACCCCGCCGGGCUGAUCGCCGUGGCGGUGUGCCACGGGUUCGGACUGUUCGUCGCGGUUGCCAUCGGCGCCAACAUCUCUGGCGGCCACGUCAACCCCGCCGUUACCUUCGGCCUCGCCCUCGGCGGCCAGAUCACCAUCCUCACCGGCAUCUUCUACUGGAUCGCCCAGCUCCUCGGCGCCAUCGUCGGUGCCGUCCUCGUUCAGUACUCUACCGGUGUGGCGACCCCGACCCACGGCCUGUCCGGCAUCGGCGCGUUCGAGGGCGUCGUGAUGGAGAUCAUCGUCACCUUCGGCCUCGUCUACACUGUGUACGCCACCGCGGCUGACCCCAAGAAGGGCUCCCUCGGCACCAUCGCUCCCAUCGCCAUCGGCUUCAUCGUCGGCGCCAACAUCCUCGUAGCCGGGCCCUUCUCCGGCGGGUCCAUGAACCCGGCUCGCUCCUUCGGCCCCGCCGUGGCCAGCGGCGACUUCACCAACAUCUGGAUCUACUGGGUCGGCCCGCUCGUCGGCGGCGGCCUCGCUGGCAUCGUGUACCGGUACAUCUACAUGUGCGGCGACCACGCCCCCGUCGCCAGCAGCGACUUCUAA
This is a messenger RNA of Miscanthus lutarioriparius, 747 nucleotides long. The record is from the annotation of a GenBank genome assembly. NCBI's taxonomy places the organism in Eukaryota, Viridiplantae, Streptophyta, Magnoliopsida, Poales, Poaceae.